ACUGCGUGAUACCUGCGUGCUACCUCCCUGCGGUUCUCAAAUCCAGUGUGAGUUUCCCAACCGAAGUGGCUUUUCAGAAACAUGAAUAGCACCUUUGUGGUCUCCCAGUGUGGUGGGUCCUGGGAGAUAAUGUGGCUCAAUUCUUGUUGAAGGAAGCCCAGGUUUGUGACAUCAUGGUCACCAAGCAUGGUGGAGGGCUCAUGUAAUCAAAGAAGUUUCUUUGUUGUGUGUAUCUUUACAGAACACAACAGGAAUUGAAAAUGAAUCAGAACACUGCUGAGCCUGUGGCAGCCACGGAGUCCCUGGCUGAGGUGCCGGAACACGUGUUGCGAGGACUUCCUGAGGAAGUGAGGCUCUGCCCAUCUGCUGUGGACAAGAGCCGGAUUGGUGUCUGGGCCACUAAGCCAAUUUUGAAGGGCAAAAAGUUUGGGCCAUUUGUUGGUGAUAAGAAAAAAAGAUCUCAGGUUAAGAAUAAUGUAUACAUGUGGGAGGUCUAUUACCCGAAUCUGGGCUGGAUGUGCAUCGACGCCACUGACCCGGAGAAGGGGAACUGGCUGCGCUAUGUGAACUGGGCUUGCUCAGGAGAAGAGCAGAAUUUGUUCCCACUGGAGAUCAACAGAGCCAUCUACUAUAAGACUUUGAAGCCAAUCGCGCCGGGCGAGGAGCUCCUGGUCUGGUACAAUGGGGAAGACAACCCCGAGAUAGCAGCUGCGAUUGAGGAAGAGCGAGCCAGCGCCCGGAGCAAGCGGAGCUCGCCCAAGAGCCGCAAAGGGAAGAAAAAGUACCAGGAAGGUAGAAACAAAGGCAGCAAAGGCCAGGACGUGGAACUGAAGACGAGCGAGCCAGACCCCAGCUCUGCAAGUAUGAGAGAUCGCACAGAAGGCCCAAAGGAAGAGGAAGAGAAGCCCUCGGCCUCGGCACCUGAGCCCCCGGCCAUCCUUGUGGAGGUGGCUUGUCUCGAUGUGCUUCCAGAACAAGCCGUCCCUCCCCCCGCCUGUGAGCCACAGCCAGAGCCAGUCAAGAAGCUAGAAGCCACAAACUGUGAUGUGCAGGAUUUGGAAGAAGAGGAGGAGGAAGAAGAGGAAGAAGAGGAGGAUGAGGAGUUGGAGGAAGAGGGGGAGGAAGAAGCUGACCUGCCAAAUGAAAGUUCUGGGCAAGAGCCAGAGAUACGGUGUGAUGAGAAGCCCGAAGAUUUAUUAGAAGAACCAAAACACAGUUCAAAAGAAACUCUUGGAGACGCUGCAGAGGCAGCACCUGUUAGCAGAGCCCCCCAGGCCAGGGAAGAGGUGGACGGCGAGGUGCUGGGGGUGUUCAUGUUCCCGUGCCAGCACUGUGAGCGCAAGUUCACGACCAAGCAGGGCCUUGAGCGGCACAUGCAUAUCCACCUGGCUGCAGUCAGCCAUACCUUCAAGUGCAAGUACUGUGGCAAAGCCUUUGGCACCCAGAUCAACCGGCGGCGGCAUGAGCGGCGGCAUGAGGCGGGACUCAAGCGGAAGCCCAGCCUGACACAGCGGCCACCGGAGGACCUGGCUGACGGCAGAGGGGCUGGAGAUGGUGCUGCCCCCACGCAAGAGGCACAGCCUCCCAGACUGGGGCAGGACGGGCUGUCCCUGAACGCGGAGAAGGCUGCUCAAGAGACAGUGAACUCCUCCGCAGUAGAAGAAAACGGGGAGGUCAGAGAGCUGCAUCCGUGCCAGUAUUGCAAGAAAGUCUUUGGAACUCACACCAACAUGCGGCGGCACCAACGCCGGGUCCAUGAGCGGCACCUGAUUCCCAAAGGGGUGCGCCGGAAAGGAGGCCUCCUGGAGGAACCCCAGCCUCCGGCUGAGCCGGCCCCGCCCCAGGCGGCCGUCUACGUCCCCAGCACAGAGCCCGAGGAGGACGGGGAGGCGGACGACGUGUACAUCAUGGAUGUUUCCAGCAACAUCUCGGAGAACCUGAACUACUACAUCGAUGGGAAGAUCCAGACCACCAGCAGCACCAGCAACUGUGAUGUGAUCGAGAUGGAGUCCAACUCGGCAGAGCUGUUUGGUAUCAACUGCCUACUCACGCCGGUCACGGUGGAGAUCACGCAGAACAUAAAGCCCACGCAGGUCUCUGUGACGGACGACCUUCCUAAAGAGCCUUCCGGCAGCACCAACUGUGAAGCCAAGAAGCGCAGGACGGCAAGUCCUCCUGCGCUACCCAAAAUCAAAGCCGAAGUGGACGCCGAGCCCGUGGCACCCUCAUGCUCUCUGUCUCUGCCUCUUGGUGUGUCAACCACAGAGGCAGUGUCUUUCCAGAAAGAGAGAAGUGUGUACUUACCGUCUAAGCUCAGACAGCUGCUUCAGACCCAGGAGGAGCUGACCCCCACCUCCGGGCUGUCAGCCACAGAAAUCCCCCAGUUUGGCCCCGUCUGUGUGUCUGCCCCUGCGUCCAUGCUGCCUGUGACCUCGAGCAGGUUCAAGCGGCGGACCAGUUCUCCUCCCAGCUCCCCACAGCACAGCCCUGCCCUGCGAGACUUUGGAAAGCCAGGUGAUGGCAAAACGGUGUGGACGGACGCGGUUCUCACUGCCAAGAAAGCCAAACUGGAAAGUUGCAGCGACUCACCCGUGUGGAGUGUGUCCACAAGAGAGGAGAGGGAGGCUGGGACACCUCCGUGCUUUGAGGAGUACAAAAUCCCCAAAGAAUGGGCAGCCAGCUCCACUUUCAGCAGUGUGUGCAACCAGCAGCCCCUGGACUUAUCCAGUGGCAUCAAACAGAAGGCUGAUGGGGCGGGCAAGACCCUCGUGCCGUGGGAGUCUGUUUUAGAUCUCAGUGUGCAUAAAAAGCCUUGUGACCCCGAAGGCAAGGGACCCAAAGAAAAUCACACAGCGCAGCCCAUGUGUAGUGCCAGCAAGAAAAAGAAGCCGACCACCCGCAUGUUGCAGAGGGUACUUCUCAACGAAUACAGUGGCGAGGACUCAGCGGCCGACGGUACUGCCAGUGCUGCCGGUGCUGCCAGCGCUGCCAGUGCUGCCGGGAGCCUGAAUCCCUGUGGGUCCCUCGGGGCCCAGCCAGAGCCCGAGCUGGGCCCCGACUCUGGCUUCUCUACGCCUCCUGCUGAGCCCCCACCUGAUGUGUGCCCGUCAUCGCCAGCCCCACAGGCAUCUUCUGUCCCCUCGGGUCAGCUGCCUCCUCUGCUGACGCCCACAGACCCCUCGUCCCCUCCGGCCUGCCCUCCUGUGCUGACUGUCGCCACUCCGCCCCCUCCCCUACUUCCUACGGUUCCCCUGCCAGCUGCCCCUUCCGGCGCAUCCCCUCAUCCUUGUCCCUCUCCACUCUCGAGUGCCACCACACAAUCUCCACUUCCUGUUCUGUCCCCGACAGUGUCCCCCUCGCCUUCCCCUGUCCCUCCCACAGAACCUCUCAUGACUGCCGCUUCGCCUGGGCCUCCGACGCUUUCCUCCUCCUCCUCGUCCUCCUCUUCCUCGUCCUCCUCCUCUUUCUCUUCCUCAUCUUCCUCCUCUUCCCCUUCCCCGCCCCCUCUCUCGGCUGUGUCAUCUGUCGUAUCCUCUGGUGACAACCUGGAGGCUUCCCUCCCCCUGAUAACUUUCAAACAGGAGGACCUGGAGGGUGCUGGGCCAAAGACCAGGGACGAGCCGCCGGCCACGCCAGAGCAGACAUUCAGCAAGAACUUUGUUUGCAAUGUCUGUGGGUCGCCUUUCCUUUCCAUCAAGGACCUCACCAAACACUUAUCUGUUCACGCUGAAGAGUGGCCCUUCAAAUGUGAAUUUUGUGUGCAGCUUUUUAAGGACAAAACAGAUCUAUCAGAACACCGCUUUCUGCUUCACGGAGUAGGGAAUAUCUUCGUGUGUUCCGUUUGUAAAAAAGAGUUUGCUUUCCUGUGCAAUUUGCAGCAGCACCAGCGGGACUUGCACCCGGAUGAGGUGUGCACACACCAUGAGUUUGAGAGUGGGACCCUGCGACCGCACAACUUCACAGACCCAAGCAAGGCCCACGCCGAGCACAUGCGGAGCCUGCCGGAGGAGCCCUUAGAAGCCACUAAAGACGAGGAGGAGGAGCUGAACGAUUCCUCUGAAGAGCUUUAUACCACCAUAAAAAUCAUGGCCUCUGGGAUCAAGUCGAAAGAUCCAGACGUGCGGUUGGGCCUCAAUCAGCAUUACCCCAGCUUUAAGCCGCCUCCCUUCCAGUACCAUCACCGCAGCCCCAUGGGCAUCGGCGUGACAGCCACCAGCUUCACCACCCACAACAUCCCGCAGACGUUCACCACCGCCAUCCGCUGCACCAAGUGCGGCAAAGGGGUCGACAACAUGCCUGAACUCCACAAGCACAUCCUGGCCUGCGCCUCUGCAAGUGACAAGAAGAGGUACACCCCAAAGAAAAACCCGGUGCCGCUGAGGCAGACCAUGCAGCCCAAGAACGGCGUGGUGGUGCUGGACCCCCCUGGGAAAAAUGCCUUCCGACGAAUGGGGCAGCCCAAGAGGCUCAACUUCAGCGUGGAGCUCAGCAAGGUGUCGUCUAGUAAGCUCAAGCUGAACGCUCUGAAGAAGAAGAACCAGCUGGUGCACAAGGCCAUCCUGCAGAAGAACAAGUCGGCCAGGCGGAAGGCCGACCUGAAGGGCGCUGCCGAAGCAUCCCCACACAUCUGCCCGUACUGCAGCCGGGAGUUCACCUACGUGGGAAGCCUCAACAAGCAUGCUGCCUUCAGCUGCCCCAAAAAACCCCUCUCUCCUUCCAAAAAAAAAGCUUCCCAUUCCGCCAAGAAGAGUGGACAUUCAUCGCCUGCAGGGAGCGACAAGAACAGCAGCAACCACCGCCGACGGACAGCCGACGCCGAGAUCAAGAUGCAGAGCACGCAGGCUCCGCUGGGCAAGACCCGCGCUCGCAGCUCGGGUCCCACCCAGGUACCGCUACCCUCCUCCUCCUCCUCCUUCAGGUCCAAGCAGAAUGUCAAGUUCGCCGCUUCUGUGAAGUCUAAGAAACCAACCUCAUCGUCUUUAAGGAACUCCAGCCCAAUCAGGAUGGGUAAAAUAAGCCACGCGGAGGCCAAAAAGCCCAGGGCUGUGGCCAAGAGUCACUCUGCGCAGCUCUCCAGCAAGGCGUCCCGCAGUCUGCACGCAAGGGCGCAGAAGAGCAGAGCUGUGUUACAGAGCGAGGCCGCCCUGGCGAGUAAGAAGCGAACAGAUCGCUUCACCGUGAGAUGCAGGGAGCGCAGCGGUGGGCCCGUCACCAGGAGCCUUCAGCUGGCAGCUGCUGCCGACUCGGGUGACAGCAGCAGAGAGGACGGCAGUGCCAGGCAGGAGCUGAAGGACUUCAGGAACUUCCUGUAGAAAAGCCCCCAAAACAAAACAAACCUUAACUGACUAAAAGCUAUUGCAUGCUCAACUUAGGAUAAGCACUACGGCAAGGACGCGGACCCAGCUUGCAAGACCAGCGGAAGCUGCCUCAGAAGCCUGGCGUGGCCCAGGCCUGCAGGCUGCUGGUCGCCUGCUAGGGCCAGGCUCCGCUGCUUCGGUGGCGCGCAGCCCACGGGGCUUCGAGACCCAAAGAGGUGGGCACUGGCCAUGAGCCGCCGGGCUCACCGCUGCGCUCCUCGUCUCGGGACUGCUGAGAUCUGAGUGUGGCCCUUGUUUUUGGCACACAGCAGAGAAAGGAAGAUUGGGACUAACCUUACAGAGCAAGCUCUCAGUUUUGUCGGUAGUUUGUCGUAGAUUUCAGGGAUGACAUUCGGAUGCACUCAUUUUAAAAUGUUUUGGUCACACACCAGCUCUUGAUGCCUUUCUUUUAAAUGACUUAUAGACAGAGAGAAGCGUUUAGCUGACCUCCGGCCCGGUUGCUUUUUUAUCACGAGCAGAUUGCCAGCGUCGCGGAGAGGGACCCAGGCGGGCUCCCUGGACCGUUUUUACGCCUCUUCUCCAAGCGUCCUGUCGGUAUGUCCACAGGGACCGCUGUAGCCUCUCAGCUGUUACCUGGCACUGAUCUGUAACUAUGAUAUUAUCAGAGACUAUGUAGCAAUAUAUCAAUGCACAAGACGUGCCCCAGGCUGUGCAGCAGCUGUGUGUCUACACGGGAGUACAAGUGCAUUUACACAGCAGGUUUUACACUUCACUCUUAGCACGAGGUGAAAACCAACCAGCCGUUGGCCUCUUGCUAAGGGCCGAGUCUCCUUCCUUCAUGCGCUUUGAUGCCUCUCCCCUGGCCCCUCCAUGACUGAGUUGGUGAGAAAUGGCUAGGUUUUAUUCAUGUUCUUUGUUCUCAACUCUAAAAGUAAUCUACCUCUUGAAAUUUGUAGUUUAAUAUUUGUUUGGUGAGUUUGUGCCACUUUAACCCUUUCACUGUCAUUCCCAUUUUGUUACAUUUCUGUUAUGGGGACUUUAUGUUGAAAUACUGUAUAAAACAUUUGUAGCCGUUUAAAAAUAAAAUAUUUAAAAUUAUUUAAAUUGUUUUGGACGCUUCAAUUGUAUGUGAUUUACAUUCUGCAUUUUUUGUUGGCGUUGUUAACCUGGAGUGUUUCUGUAUCAAAGUUUGCUGUCAGUUAUUUUAUUGCUUCUUGUUGGAGAGUGCUCUAAAAGACUAUUCUAAUGAAAACAUUAAAAUUUACAAUUGACAUACAAAAGGGGUUGUCCGUUGAUUUUAACCAAUGUAGCCUUAGGGAGGGAGAGAGAGAGAGAGAGAAAGAAUUAACAAUAUAGACAAGAGUGCUUGGCUCUUUUUCCCAUUUUGGCAGGAAAUAAAUUAGCAGAGCUUGUCAGAUGUAUUUUUUAAAAA
Molecule: messenger RNA, 6750 nt
Organism: Ochotona princeps (American pika)
Lineage: Eukaryota; Metazoa; Chordata; Mammalia; Lagomorpha; Ochotonidae
Gene: PRDM2
Product: PR/SET domain 2
Exons: 9
Coding region: 261-5312 (1683 amino acids)
Biological process (GO): regulation of transcription by RNA polymerase II
Cellular component (GO): nucleus
Molecular function (GO): histone methyltransferase activity; protein binding; DNA-binding transcription factor activity, RNA polymerase II-specific
Source: RefSeq, a predicted model, not a curated record